Messenger RNA from Xylaria bambusicola, 1795 nucleotides. Its product is annotated as heterokaryon incompatibility protein-domain-containing protein. NCBI's taxonomy places the organism in Eukaryota, Fungi, Ascomycota, Sordariomycetes, Xylariales, Xylariaceae. The record is from RefSeq and is a predicted model, not a curated record. The transcript has a single exon. Bases 106 to 1737 code for a protein of 543 amino acids.
CGUGGAGCAUAAAACCGUGACGGAAAUGUAGCCUGCAGCGACUUGUAACUUGCAUCCCAUCGUUACGAAGGUCUGUAGUAUCGUUAGAACGUCACUCUCGGAAUCAUGUGGCUUAUUCACACCCAGACGAUGAAACUGCAUCAAUUGGUGGAUGUCGAGGAAACCCCGUAUGCAAUUCUAUCGCACACUUGGGAAGAUGAGGAGGUUACGUUCCAGGAGUUUCACGACCUGGAGAAAGCACGGCAAAAGAAAGGUUUCGUUAAGAUCCAUGAAACAUGCCGGAUCGCGGCCUCUCGCGGUUUACAUUAUGCCUGGGUCGACACCUGUUGCAUCGACAAGUCUUCCAGUGCUGAGCUUUCCGAAUCCAUCAAUUCGAUGUUCAAAUGGUACCAGGCGUCCGAAGUUUGCAUUGUCUUUCUGUCUGAUCUUCCCCCCAAUUCGUCUCCUUUCGAAGAUACUAUAAAGUUUCCACACCAGUUCCCAAGAUGUCGAUGGUUAACGCGAGGAUUUACACUACAAGAGUUGAUCGCGUCCUCCAGAUUAUUAUUCUACGAUAGCAGUUGGAAUUGUCGAGGAACCAAAUCUGAAUGGAAGUCUUUAAUUUCCAAUACAACGGGGAUUGAUCUAGACGUCCUAGAAGACCCUGAAUGUCUUUCUUCGGUUCCCGUGGGUAGACGUAUGUCAUGGGCUGCUAAGCGCAAAACUCAGAGAGAAGAGGACAGGGCGUAUUGUCUAUUGGGGAUAUUUGACGUCAAUAUGCCUCUGAUUUACGGCGAGGGGGGCAAGGCCUUUAUGCGACUACAACAAGAGAUCGCUAAACAAACUUGUGACCUAACUCUUUUUGCAUGGCAACAAGAGGGUCCAGAUCCACCAUAUCGGGGGAUACUGGCACAGUCCUCAGCAGAAUUCGCCAAUUGCGGCUCUCUAAAGCACAAAAUUCGAGACGCCAACUUGACAAACGAAUAUACCUUCACGAACAAAGGACUCCGCAUUGAGACAGCAUUAGUAACGGUACCUAGCGUGAGUGAGGACUACAUAUGGAACUUGGGAUGCUCAUGGCGCGAUGAUUGGUCUAAGCUGGAAAUCCAGGGCUACUUAGGUGUAUUUUUGGCUAAAACAGCCAACGGAUAUGUCCGUGUUCAACCGAAUCUGUUGUUCGAAGCGGGCAUACAGCGGCGAGGUCGAAACUUAUUCGGAGCCUUCUACAUGCAAGCGCAUCUCACCAAACUAGAAUUUGCGCGUAUCAAUAGGUGCUUUGAGGGCGCUGUUUGCGUCCGUUUUCCAGAAACUCUUCGCAUAAGAACUACAGCUCCAGAAGCGCUGUGGGACCAGAAUAGGUCAUUGUUCUUCAACCACGGCCAAGGGAUCAACGGCUAUAUUCAUCUUCAGCUGGACGAGAGCUCGGAACGGGAUUUUCGAAGGGGCUUCAUUGUCGCUUACUCGACCAUGGAGCGUCCCCUUUGUGUUAUUUGGCAACAGUACGACCACGCAUUCAGUCGCGUUCAGGGAUUUAUGAAGUCAAAAGUCCUUGCGGACUAUGUCGCGGCCGAUUACCUACGCCUCCGGUUUGGCUCUCAAUAUUCCGAUGCUGCAACAUCAAGAGCUUCUACUCUUAUUGUCGAUCCAUCUUCGAGCAUGUUUAUUUCCAUACUAGUCGAGCUACAGGAACACGAAUAUCAAGGACAGCGUGGGUUUGUUCUGAACAUACACCUUUCACGGGGGCAACGACGUCAAUGAAUUUGUCACAGUACAGUACUAUAUAGUGAGUGCAGAGACGUCAAGCCUUCGACUUGAU